GGGGUUGUGUGAAAAUUAUUUUUCUCUUGCUGAACCACAAAGACAUAGAAUCAAAGUGCUUCUUUCGAACAAACUGGCUUUUCUUUCUUUUUUUUUUUCUGUCUCUUCUAUUUCUUGUGGAUAUUAUGGCUAAUAACACAACAAGUUUAGGGAGUCCAUGGCCAGAAAACUUUUGGGAGGAUGUUAUCACGUCCUUCUCAGUGUCCAUUACAAUUGUGCUCGUAAUUGGAGGGUUUAUUUGGGCUCUGUGUGUCUGUUUGUCUCGAAGAAGAGCCAGUGCCCCCAUCUCGCAGUGGAGUUCAAGCCGGCGGUCUAGGUCUUACAACCAUGGCCUCAACAGAACUGGAUUUUACCGCCACAGUGGCUGCGAACGGCGAAGCAACCUCAGCCUGGCCAGCCUCACUUUCCAGCGACAAGCUUCCCUGGAGCAGGCAAAUUCCUUUCCAAGAAAAUCAAGCUUCAGGGCUUCAACUUUCCAUCCCUUCCUGCAAAGUCCACCACUUCCGGUGGAAACUGACAGUCAACUGGUGACUCUCCCUUCCUCCAGCUCGGUUCACACCAUCAGCACUUCGCACAGUCUGAGCCGCCCGGAUUUCCACUGGUCCAACAACAGUCUUCGAGUGGGCUUUUCCACACCGCCCCCACCUGCCUAUGACUCAAUUAUAAAAGCAUUCCCAGAUUCCUGAGGAGGGUGCUUUUGUUUUUAAUUUGUUUCUUCCCUUUCUUGGCUUUUCCCAAAAGAAAAUUACAGACAGGUUAAACGGAAUUUUGAGGGCAUGGCCCAAACAGCUGAUGAGUUUCCAAGUUGAAUUAUGUUCAUGCACUGUAUAUAAUUCAAUGCAGAAAAUGUAAAACACAUUUUCUUUGAAUACACUUUUUCCUUUUGUCUCACAGAAUAGUAAUGUUUUCCAAAAAGGUAUAUAUUUAUGUGUUGUUUUUUUUUUUUUUUAACUCAACCUGAACGUUAUUAAAGACAGUGGUUCUUAUCUGAGA
Messenger RNA from Lynx canadensis (Canada lynx), 993 nucleotides. RefSeq names its product MYC target 1 (gene MYCT1). The coding region runs from base 126 to 686 and encodes 186 amino acids. The transcript has 2 exons. Gene Ontology annotation, cellular component: nucleoplasm. The record is from RefSeq and is a predicted model, not a curated record. NCBI's taxonomy places the organism in Eukaryota, Metazoa, Chordata, Mammalia, Carnivora, Felidae.